AAUGGCUGGCAUAACAAUUGUUUGGUUAUUGUUAACUUUAAGUUUAUUUACAUUAUUGGUAAACGGCAGCUACAAUGACAGUGAAAUUGAACAGCAAUUAAGUGAUAUCAAGAAAAUUAGUGAAAAUUUUAUAUCAAAAUCUAAUUUUAAUGAAUAUUGUGAUAUUAAUGAUAAUUGUACAGAAAGUCUGGUAUGUUUAGACAAUUACUGUCGGUGUAAACCUAACCACAUCUGGCAUAAUAAGACCAAAAAUUGCCAAACAUAUCAUUGUUCCGAUAGUAUUAAUGAAUGUAAAAAAUAUGAUGAGAACCGGGAGUGUAAUAAUUAUGAACCGGUUUAUGCAUUAUUUGGAUCAAAAUGUGAGUGUCGUUCGGGAUUUCUUGAGGAUAAACGGUCCUUAAAAUGCAGAAAACAUUGCUUUAAUAAUAACGAUUGUUCCGAUCAAAUGGUUUGCGUAGAUUUCAUGUGUCAUAAUAGGCCUAACUAUAGAUUUAAUCAGAUUAUUGGUAUUCAACCAUUUAAUUGUACGAUAGACUCAAACUGUUGGUCUAAUGGCGAUGAAAAUAGAGAGUGUAGUAAUGGUGUGUGUAUAUGUAAUUUUCAAGAGGAUAUGAUAUCAACUAAAUGCUACCUAACCUUCUACUCCCUGUUCCGUCCACGCAAUUACUCGACCAGAAAGGAGAGACUAUUGAUCUGCACUUUAGUAAUUGUGCCGUUAGUUAUCAUAUACUGUGUCUAUAGCGACGCUAAGAAAAGACGAUCCAAGAAAUUACUCAAACAAACUAUUCUUCAGAAAAAUCAAAUGAAUAUUAAUUACUUAUAUAUGACUAAAAACCAAGAGAUUAAAGAUAUGAAUAAAAUUGUGUCACAAAAAAACUAAUAAAACAUUUUUGUUGU
Messenger RNA from Oppia nitens, 897 nucleotides. RefSeq lists its product as uncharacterized. The record is from RefSeq and is a predicted model, not a curated record. The transcript is spliced from 2 exons. The coding region runs from base 2 to 880 and encodes 292 amino acids. NCBI's taxonomy places the organism in Eukaryota, Metazoa, Arthropoda, Arachnida, Sarcoptiformes, Oppiidae.